Messenger RNA from Salvelinus fontinalis (brook trout), 1407 nucleotides. Its product is annotated as cyclic AMP-dependent transcription factor ATF-2-like. The transcript has 7 exons. Lineage: Eukaryota; Metazoa; Chordata; Actinopteri; Salmoniformes; Salmonidae. The record is from RefSeq and is a predicted model, not a curated record. The coding region runs from base 577 to 1251 and encodes 224 amino acids.
GGCGAUUGUACGCAAAGAUAUCGCACGUGUACUGAUUUAUUGCCAUUAGUGGGGAUUUAAGUGUUAAGAAAAACGAGUCUGUGAUAAAUGCACGUCCUUCAUGUAUUAACAUUAGUAAAUAGAGUUAAUAUGGCGACCGUACUAUGCUUGCAGAUGUUAAGUUACCCUGACUGAAGGCGGUGUGGAUAGGACGAGCGCGCUAGUUGGUGUGCGGAGGAGGGGUGUGUAAACAAAACCACCGCACAUUGUUUUCGAUUUACAAAUGAAGACCAAUUGGCUGUCCACAAACAUGAGAUGACACUAAAGUUUGGUCCAGCAAGAGGCAACAGUGUCAUAGUAGCCGACCAAACGCGAACACCUGCACGCUUUUUGAAGAACUGUGAGGAAGUUGGACUCUUCAACGAGCUUACCAGUCCUAUGGAACAUUACUUCAAAAUAACUGCUGUGGCUGACAUCAAAAAGGUGACUAGUUACUAAUCAGUGGUUCUGUCAAGAAUAAUGCUCUUUACAUUCGUAGUACAGGUUCCUUCAGAUUUGAUCUUAUCUGAUCUGUUGACAUUUGUUUCUGACAUGUAGAUGCCCUUGGAUUUGUCGCCUCUUGCCACACCGAUGAUCAUACAAAACAAAAUUGAGGACCACUCAGCUGUGGCGGCACACCGGGACCGCCCUCUGCCCCAUCCGGAAUCUACAACAAGGGAUGACAAGCCGUCCUCACUGCCAAGCUCUACUAUAGUCCAUCCUGCAUCCCUCCAAGUCCCCAAUGUACUUCUAUCAACCUCAGACGCUAGUGUUGUUAUAGAGCAAGCUCUCACAUCGCCAACAUCUAGCUCUGUAAUUACCCAAGCCUCAUCCUCUAAAAGGCCAAUAGUUCUUCUCUCUUUCCCUGUACUCUUUCAGCUGCCUAAUGGACAGACCAUGCCCGUCGCUAUCCCAUUAACCAUCGCAUCCAGUGUACACAUUCCAACCGCCGUUCCUAAGCUGAAAGCAGUACUGAGCCAGCAGCUCCCUCAGGCGUCCGAGGCGCCCCCUGCCCAGCACACCACAACCACAGGGGGGCCGGCAACGCAGAGCCACCAGCGAAGACCCAGACGAGAAGAGGCGCAAGUUCCUGGAACGCAACCGAGCAGCGGUGUCCCGCUGCAGACAGAAGAGGAAGGCCUGGGUGUCUACCCUGGAGAAGAAGACUCAGGACCUCAACUCUAUGAACGGACAACUACAGGUAUACUCCCAGUCGGUAUUAGACAGAGGUGAGACCAAGUCACUAUUAUUCGAGUUUCAAGCAAGUCACAAGGUCCAUGUCUCAAGUCGAGUCCCAAGUAGAACGGGUUAAGUCUCGAGUCAAGUCCAAGUCGUGCAUUCAAAGAGCAAGUCAAGUCGAGUCACAAGUUGUUGUUUUUUCAAAUCAAG